This is a messenger RNA of Drosophila subpulchrella, 5606 nucleotides long. RefSeq names its product nuclear factor 1 C-type (gene NfI). Gene Ontology annotation, biological process: regulation of transcription by RNA polymerase II. The transcript is spliced from 9 exons. Gene Ontology annotation, cellular component: nucleus. Lineage: Eukaryota; Metazoa; Arthropoda; Insecta; Diptera; Drosophilidae. Bases 246 to 2516 code for a protein of 756 amino acids. Gene Ontology annotation, molecular function: DNA-binding transcription factor activity, RNA polymerase II-specific; RNA polymerase II cis-regulatory region sequence-specific DNA binding. The record is from RefSeq and is a predicted model, not a curated record.
UAUUUGUUGAUUAAUUUGGAUUCGUGUACAUAUAUGUCUCUCAAAGAGUCUAACAGUUGACGAAAACACAAAUCCACGCAGUCAUCUGUGAUUUGCCAAUUUUAAAUUUAGUCUAUAGGUACUCGUUUUGCAUAACACAGCUAUUCUGUCAUUCUUCACUGUGUUACGACUUGUCUAGAUAUACAUAUCACUUUCGAUGGAUUCUACGGGUCAAUAAAUUCGAUGAAUAAAACAUUACCUAAGGUAUGUUUAUACCAGAUACUUUAAGAGGCUGUAUGAUCGAGACGGACGUUUCUUCUUAUUUGCAAACAUCAUCAUCGGGACAGGAUGAAUUUCACCCUUUUAUUGAGGCACUCUUACCCUACGUCAAAUCAUUUUCCUACUCUUGGUUUAAUUUGCAAGCCGCUAAACGAAAGUAUUAUAAGAAGCACGAAAAACGUAUGUCUUUGGAAGAGGAAAGACAUUGUAAGGAUGAACUGCAGAAUGAAAAAACAGAGGUUAAGCAAAAGUGGGCUUCCCGUCUUCUUGGAAAACUCAGAAAAGACAUUACGCAAGAAAGUCGAGAGGAUUUUGUUCAAUCUAUAAUCGGAAAACGAAAAUCUAUAUGCGUUCUCUCAAAUCCUGAUCAAAAAGGAAAAAUGAGACGCAUAGACUGCUUACGGCAGGCUGACAAAGUAUGGCGGCUUGACUUGGUCAUGGUUAUACUGUUCAAAGCGAUUCCCUUAGAAAGUACGGAUGGUGAGCGGUUAGAAAAAAAUCCGGAAUGUUUACAUCCAGGAUUAUGUGUAAAUCCGUACCAUAUAAAUGUUUCUGUUCGAGAAUUGGACUUGUACUUGGCCAACUUUAUAAACACUCAUAAUUCAGUUUCCAACACGAACUCAACUUUUUCAACAACUCCGGGAGUAAGAUCGCCACACUUGGCUAUAUAUAAUCGAAAUAAUGAUCCCGACAGAAAAGACGAGGUCGUUGACAUGAAAAAUGAGAACGUUAGACAAAAUCCAUAUAAUGGAGUAGUUUGUAAUGAUAUUAUUUUAGCGACUGGAGUGUUUUCAUCCCAAGAACUGUGGAACUUAUCCAAAGAUUUAAUUUUAGAUGAAGUCAACGAUAGUAACCUGAACUCUAACCUUAUUAAGAGGGAGAAUGUUGGAGCUGCGUAUGAGUGCAGUACAUAUCAAAUUAACACUGAAUCUUCAAUUUCUGCCGCCCAGAGUCUGGUUCAGUCUGGAGCGAUUGUGACUAAUCCGAUUCCACUGGGUUAUAGUAUUGACUUUAUAGAUCAGAGGAGUAUGCAUUUAUCGCAGAGUCCGUUAUUACGUACAGAAGGCACAAACGGUGAUACCCAAGAUGCUAACAAAAUCGAUCAAAGCAGUUCACCGCCCAUCACAAGUACUCCAUCAGACAAUGGCAAUAGUAGUUUUUCCCUAAUUGUAAGAGCCACUGAUAGCUCUAACGGCGAUCAAAAAACAUCAGCAGAUUCAACUAUUUCUCUGCACCGCUAUACGUCUCUUAACAGUAGGCCUAUCCCCCAAGCUUUAACACAACAUAAUUGCUCAUCAUUACAUUCGACUUCCACCAGUCCAAAUAAUUCUGUGUAUUACCCUCAGCACAACAAUCCGCGACCAUCUCAAUCAACUUCCGUUGAGGAACAAAACCGUGUUGCUUCAGAUAAAUAUUCAACGGAACCUCAAGAUAUUUCCGACUUUGUCACAUAUGUAUGUCAAGAUUCUAGUCACACGACAACAAUAACCGGAGCUGUUGAAAACCAUCAAUUUCAACAUUCUCAUACACUCCCGCAUUCACACGUAUCACAAGGUCACUCGCCGCAUUUUCAAAUCCAUCAGCAGCUGCGAACUGCGAAAUUGGCGACUUCGCCGUCAACUCAUUAUCACAGUACAAUGCUUCCGCCGAUGCUACCUCCGAUGGCUCGACCUGUAGCUAUAAUUCGAAGCAGCAGUGAUUUAACACUUGUCCAGUCACCACCUCCUUCUUUGUCGCUUACAAACCAAUCUCCGAACCUUAACAACAACUGCAUGGGAAAAAAUGGCUUGGAACCGGAUAAUAUUAGACUUGCAAGUACUCUAGACAAUAGCAAUAGCCCCGUUAGCACAGAUGUUGUCGCACACCACGAUAUGACAGGGACUGCAUCUCCUCAACCGUUGCACAACACACCGGCGUCAGCGAGUCCCCAAUCCUAUCUGGAUCCAGGUCGAUGUAAACUUUUAUCAGCUGGAUCAAACAUAAGCAGAAUUACAACGCAAAUGUAUGCCCCAUCUAAUAACAGAGAAUAUUUUAAUCACUUUCAUUCCCAACCUACAUCGCUAUUGGGAUAUGCCGGCUCCAUAUCCACAAUGACUGGUGUUAUAAGUCCGACGGACUUAAGCCUAUACUCAGCUCCAAUGGCUGUAUCUAGAUCAAGUACCAGGACAAGAUGGAACGAAGAGGAGCAUAACGUAAUUCCACAUUCUGUAUCUAGUACAAAUAUUGAAAAUACCCAGGUUAUAUUGAUGGAAGAUUAACUCAUUUCAGCGUCUGGACGUUAUAUAGAUGAGUACUCAAGUCGUGACUAUGUGUCAUGAUCUAAGCUCAACGAAAUAAAAGCCAUUAAACUUUUCGGCUUGGGCAUGCCAAAACAUUUAUGAGCGAAUCCAUAAUAAAUAAUGGUACCAUAAAUUUUAUUGUAGCUGUUAAUAAUUAUACUAACCACUCUUUGUUUGUAUACAUGCUUGGUUUUUACUUAAAGUACUGCAAGUCAACGACUGUAUAAUGAGACCAGUAUAAUCGAAUACAUUUAUACCCGUAAAAAAGUAGAGAAAAGUAAAUAAGACCCGAGUAUAAUAAAAGCUCUAAUCGGUGUAGUCGAUUCACAAAGUCAAAUAAAGUAGAGGAUCUCAUAUAGUUUUUCUGUUUAAAAAUAAUUUUCAAAACAUAUAACAUACGAAAAGUAUAAAAACAAUAUUCACGAGCGCACUUAAAGUAUCCUUUGAACGCCCUUUUAAAGCCAGUUGGUUUACGUACCCAUAGCUACUCUGAUUGAUUUAAAUAUAAUGGAUAAAAUCAUAGAGGCUGAGUGACUUAAAGUUUGUUUGACACUUUUGUGUCUUUGCCAAAUUUGGUUAUUAUGUCCAAAAUAUUAUUAAAGACAUAAAGACAUAACGGAAAAAUGUAAAUGAUUAUUAAUAUUAUUAAUCAGUAAUAUUAUUUGUAAUUUUCAGAGUCGGAAGUGAACAAUGAGGGAAUAGUUGCACAAUAAAAUAAAACAUUAAUUUUGUAUUGUAUUAUAAGCUAACUUCGGCAAGACGAAGUUUAUAUUAUAACCCUUGCAGAUACAACCAUGCCAUGCUUACUUUGUUGAAAUUAAGAACGUAUUAAUAAAAAUAUGUAGAGAUACUAAAUGCUAAAUUACAUGCAAUAUAUUUAUAAAAAAUAAAUAUGAUAUCCUCUUUUCCGACAUUAAUAUUCCGAUAUGACGUAGUUGUCUGAUUCGAGGCGUUGCGACCUACAUGUAUAGGUCGCAAGCUAGAACAAGACAAUACAUAUAGCUUUAAACCUAAAAGACUGUUUGCGCAGACACGGACGGAUCGAUAGAAAAAGUCGAAUCCUCUGUUGUUACGGAUUUGAAAACCUCGAAACGUUUCCAUAACUGCAAUGCAAACAUUUGACUGAAAUAAAGUUGCCCACUGCAAGGGUAUACUAAUAAUUUUCAAAUAUUGAGAAAUGAGCUUGAUUUAUAUGAAAUAGACGAGAAUGAAGGUUGAGUUUAAAAACCAAAUACUAGCAAACAAAAUUUAAAAACAAAUUUUAACUUCACAACACUCUGUAUUAAAUUCCAAAAAUGUAAUCUAUUUUACUUUUCAACUACUAGAUUUAUAGCAAGAUGUUAUUGAACAGUAUACAAAGUUUUAAAGCCUUAAUGAGUUUUGAAAUUGUCACUAUAUUUGGAUGAAUUUAUGUUUUUGUGAGAUAUUAAAAUAAAUUUAAUAUAACUAUUGCAGGACACUAGUAAGUAGCAAAGCCAUCUAUGUGGCUUUUAAAAUCUUAAAUAAAGAAGAAAAGAAGGAUUUGCUGGUAACGUACUGAAAAAAGGGGGAUCUUUGUUAUUUUGAAUUCCAGAUUUCUAAAAUUUUACGGAAAAUGGAUAAAAUCCUUAAAGUUUUGUAUAACUGGAAUAAAAACGCAUCUUAAUAACUGGACGGAAGUCGUACUGCAAAUAUUUAAUAUUAAGUUAUUGUACUUUGAUGCUACAUUUUAUAAUACAUUAUCGAAAAGUAAGGGUAUACAAGGAGCCAAUGUUAUGACAAUAGUAGGACUAAUUAAACCAUCUCUAUACAUGGUUAGGUUUAGAUAUGAAUUGGAGAAGAAAACUGCUAAAAUAAUUCAGUAAUUAAGUAUUGCUUUAACUAAGAAAGUAGGUAUGCGGAAAAUUAUAGUAGGAAAUUCGAAAAUACUUUAAAAUUAUAUAUGCCUAAUGCAUAAGUUAAUUUUAUACUAUAUUUUCGCUUAUAACAAAUGUUAUAUUUAUUAUAAAAAAAUAAAAAAGCAAGUGUGAAGUAAAGACAAUGUAAGGAAAUAAUUAUUAUAAGUGCCUGAGAUUUUAUUUUAGAAGAUUAAAAAUGUUCUCACUUUUGAUUAUUUAUUUUGAAUAUGGUUUAAAUAUAUUUUAAAUUAGUUUUAAAGCUAAUACGUAAGAAAUUUUUAUUUUUUAACAAAAUUGAGAAAAUUAAUUUUUUGUAAAUUAUUUGAUAGUGAAAACUGGAACAAGCCCGAUUGACAUGGGUGAAAUUUUUUGAUUUUAAUUAGAAUAAGCACACACAUAUUUGUUUUUUUUUUACAAAUCGAACACAUUUAAUUAAAUCACAUUUAUAAUUUUCCUACAAAUUUCUUUUUGAGUUAGUAUUCGUGAAUAAGUAAACACGUGUUUCCUGAUUGUGCUAGGAAAUACAUUUUGUAUAUCAAAUUUUUAAAAGUCUGUCAAAAAUAGUACAGCAUUUCUUAUAUUCACAUUUUCUUAUUUUAAAAAUUGAAUUUUCAAUCUGACUAAAAAAAUUGUUUACUUAUUUACCGAAGAGUAGAAUUUAAGUUAAGUUCGGUUUGUAAAAAAAACAGCAAUAGGGUCGCGUUCACUCAACUUUGGUCACAUUGAGUGGGCAUCUAUUUCAACAAAAUGUUGGUCUCAAAACUUAAAUGUCUUUGAAUUCGGACGUUUCCAAGUUCAAAAAUGUGUUUUGAGAUCGCAGUGUAAAAGAAACUCAUAAAUUGAUAUGAUUGCCUAUAAUAAUGAUUAUUUUAAUAUGAAUUUAACGACAAAAUCUGAAUAAUUUGAUGUCUUUAAAAUAUUAGUACAAUAAUAAUCAUAAGUGGAUGGUAAAGGGCAUGUGCAAAAACUAAGCAAUACUUUAAAUAUUUUUAAGAAUUGGCUGUGAAUAUGAUCUUACGCUGUUUGUAAUUUAGGUAAACAUGAAAGUGCUUAAUAUAAAUAAUUACUAUACUGUAUUGCAAUUCUAAUAUAUACCUACUACUAAAAUAGACUGUAAACAAAAGGAGACUUGGUAAUAAAUUAAGAGAAUAUUUUGUUAAAGCAAAAAAUAAAGAUUAGCAUUAAACACAUU